GAUGUUUUCUAACCAGCAAAAACGAGGAAUUGAUGCAAUUUUUAGGAAUUGCAUCUAUUACAGUUCUGUUUUUUUUCAGACUCAUAUGGAAAACCUAUAUAGAGGAAACAUUAAGUGGCGUUGUGAGGUCUGUGCAAUAACCAGAACACAGGCGUUGGCAUAAUCCCCAGAGGAGGUGACAGGAUGAAGGUGUGUCUCCAGGUGAAACAUCUAAAGGCUUUAUUGCUCAGUGACGUGUUUUCCGAGCAGAUAAGUGUUGGCGUUAGUGACCAAGGUUGAACUUUGCUCCCUGUGUCAGUUUGAGUCCCACCUGCUGGUCCAGGAAAUGCAGCUCUGAUCAACAGCACAGUCCACAGCAGCCGCCACGGAAGUGAAAGCACUGAAAUGAUUGCUUCCUGGAAAUUAUGGUUUGGCCUUGUGUUCAUUUGUUCACAACAAUGCAGAGUGGAAACUCAGAAACUCCAGGUCGAGCCUCUGGACUUGGCAGCUUUGAGAGGUUCUGAUGUCCAGUUUAUCGCCAACGUUGAGGGAACUUGGGAUGUCAUGACCUGGAAGGUUGGAAAGCUUCUAGUACUGACCAUAGCCGACGACAUAAUCGGAUCUGGGAGAUUCAAUGCUAGUUUCUGCUAUAAUGACUCAAGACGUUGCGUGGAGUUCAAGAUCUAUGAUGUCAGCCAUGAAGAUAGUGGAGCAGUUGAGUUUCCCAAACCUGCAGACUGGACAGUGCUGAUAGCUGUAGUUGUGUCAUUUGGAAGUUGUGCUUUGUUGGUUUUACUCAUACUGGGAAUCUACCACUGCUACAAACAAAGGAAAGAAAAAGAAUCAAAUUACCAAGAUGAGAUGAGGAGAGUAAAAACACAGAGCCAGUUAAGUGUUAUCAGUGCAGAUGAACAGACAUCAGGUCAGGUGAAUGAAACCUAUGAGCCGGACAAUCAGGAUAUUAACAUCCACGUUGGUGCUGAGCCAGGAUUUGUGAAACACAGACAUGUCACCAUUGUUUGAUGACACACCGAGGAAGGAGAGCUCUACAGAGGACUGAAGGAAGUUUAUCAGCACCUUAAACAUUUCCUGCUAUUUUGUAAACAGU
Messenger RNA from Cyprinodon variegatus (sheepshead minnow), 1087 nucleotides. RefSeq lists its product as uncharacterized. Lineage: Eukaryota; Metazoa; Chordata; Actinopteri; Cyprinodontiformes; Cyprinodontidae. The record is from RefSeq and is a predicted model, not a curated record. Bases 385 to 1002 code for a protein of 205 amino acids. The transcript has 7 exons. Gene Ontology annotation, biological process: cell-cell adhesion.